CUUUUUUUUUUCAACAUUCUAGGCUCUGACCAUUAUCAUGUCGCUGGAAUUACUUUUGCUAAUGUAGACAACUGAUAAACACAAAUUCCAUUCAUGUUUGUUAUUUUUACAUUACUAUAUCUUGAGAUAUACACCCGGGUGUUUAAUCGGAUUUUCUACGGGUAAAUCCUAGUUAUUUAUUGGAGGAAAACAAUCUCUAUCCAUGGUAUUAGAAGUUCCUAGUUUGUUUGAUUAGCCGCUUUUGUGUGUAGGGAUAUGGGGAUAGAGAGAGAGCAGAGUAGCACAUCCGAAGCCGAAAGAGAGGAAAAAAGAAUUGUGAUGCUGGCAUGGAGCGAUGAACGCUUGCCUUCGGAAAGACUACAAGGUGGUACUCAAUUAUAUCACACUCGUGCAGAAUUUCACUCGGUGGAUCUGAAGCACAAUAUAUUAACUCGUUCUUGCUUUCCUUCAAUUAUCAUGGCUAAGUUCUUUUCAUCUGCCAUGGUGUCAUCUUUGAAUAAAUUUAUCUACUUAGUGGGAGUGGGAGGAGCGCGAUUAUCUGUCGUCCAAUCAUCUAAUGAGUCUUCCUCUUCCAACCACACAUUCUACUCCGGCGGUUCAUGUCUUGACAUGUCUGAUGAGGCUCCAGUGUGGUGUCCAGCUCCUGUCUUCUUUGAGGAUAACACUUCUCCCAACUAUGUUAGCUUUCUUGGCAAUAUUUACAACUUUGGAUCUGUUUGCCUUGCGCCCCAGGUUCUUGAAUGUGGUGCCCUUGGCCACUGUAAGUCAAUUCGCUCUCUCCCUAUCCCUCAAAGCCUUGCUGGUUGUAGUGUGUCUGUUCCUGUACUUCCCGACCCUUCCAACAAACGCAUUCUUAUGCGCCUCUAUGGUGGUCCCCUUUCGUCGCCUUCCCUCUAUGCUUUCACUCCCGAUCCUUGUGCUGAUGCUAUUGGGACAUGGGAAUGUCUCACCUCUGAUUUCCAUCUUUGGGCUCAUGCUGCUGCUGUUGUUAAUGGGGUCAUAUAUUUUCACUGCCAUAAAGUUCCAUCUCUUCUUUGUGCUUUUCAUAUAACCAAGAAAAUAUGGUUGAAAGUCUGGUGGGAUUCGUGCUUUAAGGACAAUGUUAAUAUGAAUGCCGAAACUUUUAAUUUCGAUGCAAUGCUUCAUUUGGGCCACAAUAUUUUGUGCUUUGCUGGUUGGACACCAAUAUAUUCCCGGACUGCUGUUUUUACCAUCGAAGUCAUAUUUUACAAGUUCCAAGUGUUGGUCACCGGUGAAACUGUAACCGUCAAGGUCUGUGACUCCUACUCAUAUGAACUUCCGGGAAGUACCAAUGUGUUUCAUUUCCUCCCCAUUUAGCAGCGACGAUCUAUUAUGGAAUUUUUCCUUAAUGGUGAGCAGUCAAGUUGUUUAAGUAGGAUGAUAAAGUGAUCGUAGCUAAAGGAGCUCAAGUGUUUCGAUUAGUAUGCUAUAACGAGUUUGUAAAGUUGUAUAAAUAGCUCACCUAGAUUUAUUUGGUUGUAUUGUUAGGAUAUUGUAAGCCUUAGCACUUGACAAGUUGUUAAGUGUGGCGGUGAUACCUCCGAUUUAAGGGUAUGCUUCGGCAAUUUUAUUCAAA
Molecule: messenger RNA, 1597 nt
Organism: Chenopodium quinoa (quinoa)
Lineage: Eukaryota; Viridiplantae; Streptophyta; Magnoliopsida; Caryophyllales; Amaranthaceae
Exons: 2
Coding region: 256-1338 (360 amino acids)
Source: RefSeq, a predicted model, not a curated record